Messenger RNA from Odocoileus virginianus texanus, 3371 nucleotides. It is a transcript of the gene PRPSAP1, whose product is annotated as phosphoribosyl pyrophosphate synthetase associated protein 1. Gene Ontology annotation, cellular component: cytoplasm; ribose phosphate diphosphokinase complex. NCBI's taxonomy places the organism in Eukaryota, Metazoa, Chordata, Mammalia, Artiodactyla, Cervidae. Gene Ontology annotation, molecular function: ATP binding; ribose phosphate diphosphokinase activity; magnesium ion binding. Gene Ontology annotation, biological process: purine nucleotide biosynthetic process; 5-phosphoribose 1-diphosphate biosynthetic process. The record is from RefSeq and is a predicted model, not a curated record.
CCCGGGGCAACUGAUAAACUCACAAGUUUCCUCGUCCUUUAACUUUCUUCUUGGAUCUUAACUGACGGGAAUUGAUUGUGUGCCUCCGGAACUUGUAACACCGCCCCAGACACCAGGAAAGACAAAAGCACUAAGUGUUACACGAUCUUGCCCUAAGAGGACUUACAUUCUAGUUGGAAAGUCAGACGUUCACAAAACUAAAUUAAAAUAGAAGCAACCAUACACGGUGCCGUGCAUGGUACUGUCCAGCGGGCGAGGGUGGCUUACUGUGGCUGAAGCAUCUAGAAAGACACAGUGGAGCAGAUGUCACGUGAAUGGGUCUUCGAGGGGCAGGGGCACAGAGAAAGCCUUUUCUGACCGACAGCAAAGACUGCCAAGAAUGCUUUUACUCGUUCAGAGAGCCUUGCCUAACGUGCAGAUUCCAGAUUGGAGUCUGUUCGGGGAAUAAACACUUGGUUUAGGUAUACACCACAUUUGGGGCAUUUUAGUAUCCCAGGCAACCUACCAUCCCAGCGCAUGCGCCUCGCAGGGCUCUCGCGCAGUGUUACCAUAGAGGCUCAGGGCUAGAUCGUCAACCAGCGCAGAGGCAGACAUUUUGGAUCCUGGCAGGAAAAAGUUGGACAGGCUGGUACCACUAAAAAGUCAGCCUGAACCGCCCAAGAACGUGAGAGCAAAAGAACGCCCGUGGGGGCGACAAGAUCAAAGUGGCGAAACGAAUCUUUAAUGCCUUCCUAGGAAAAAAAUAAGCUUGUGGAAAGUUGCCCACCGCCCUGCCCUUAUCUAAGAUGGCGACCGUGCGGGCGCUCUAGCUGCGCCUUUUCGGAUUCCCAGAGGGGGCGGUGCCCUCGUCCCUAUCUUUGAGGUGAUCGGCGGCGCAGGUUGCUUUGCUCUCUCGUCGCGCCUGAUUCUUCAGCGAGUGGCCUUAGGUACAAGGAAGUUGGGGGUCUCGAGACUCUCCCCCGCUCCCCCGCCUCCCGUGUCGGUUUUCUCGGCGCCUUCGCUGCGCUGGCCUCGCGGCCGCCUCCGUCAAAACCACCCCCGGGUGCAGCCCCUCGCGGGCCGGCUGUAACCGCGCCCCCGGGCCGGACGAUGCCCAGGAAGCUGCUGCUGCUGCCCCCGCUCUCCGUGUCCUCCGCUUUCCGCGCCCCGCGUGCCUGCCCCGCCGCUCGCCCGGCCAUGAACGCCGCCCGCACCGGCUAUCGAGUCUUCUCUGCCAACUCCACGGCCGCCUGCACCGAGCUGGCCAAGCGCAUCACCGAGCGUCUUGGUGCUGAAUUGGGGAAGUCUGUGGUUUAUCAAGAGACCAAUGGAGAAACAAGAGUUGAAAUAAAAGAAUCUGUUCGUGGCCAAGAUAUUUUCAUUAUACAGACAAUACCCAGAGACGUGAACACGGCUGUGAUGGAGUUGCUGAUCAUGGCGUAUGCACUGAAGACCGCCUGUGCCCGGAAUAUCAUUGGCGUCAUCCCCUACUUCCCCUACAGCAAGCAGAGCAAGAUGCGGAAGAGGGGCUCCAUUGUGUGCAAGCUCCUGGCAUCCAUGCUGGCAAAAGCAGGUUUAACUCACAUUAUCACUAUGGAUCUUCAUCAAAAGGAAAUACAAGGCUUUUUCAGCUUUCCCGUGGACAACCUUAGAGCCUCACCUUUCCUGCUUCAGUAUAUCCAGGAAGAAAUUCCAAAUUACAGAAAUGCAGUCAUUGUAGCUAAAUCGCCUGAUGCUGCAAAAAGGGCCCAGUCGUACGCAGAGAGGCUGCGUCUGGGCCUGGCUGUCAUCCAUGGGGAGGCCCAGUGUGCGGAGAUGGACAUGGACGAUGGCCGCCAUUCCCCGCCGAUGGUCAAGAACGCGACUGUCCACCCAGGGCUGGAAUUGCCGUUGAUGAUGGCCAAGGAGAAGCCGCCCAUAACGGUAGUUGGAGAUGUGGGAGGACGCAUCGCGAUCAUAGUGGAUGACAUCAUCGACGACGUGGAGAGCUUCGUGGCCGCUGCGGAAAUUCUGAAGGAGAGAGGCGCUUACAGGAUCUACGUCAUGGCCACACACGGCAUCCUGUCCGCAGAGGCCCCCCGUCUGAUCGAGGAGUCCUCCAUCGACGAGGUGGUGGUGACGAACACUGUCCCUCACGAGGUGCAGAAGCUGCAGUGCCCCAAGAUAAAGACUGUGGACGUCAGCCUGAUUCUCUCUGAGGCGAUCCGGAGAAUCCACAACGGGGAGUCCAUGGCGUACCUCUUCCGGAACAUCACAGUGGACGACUAGCUCUCGCGGUUGCCUGCGCCCUCGAGCUCCUAAGGAAGACGUGUGGAGAGCAGUGCCGUCAAUUAUGUGCACGGUGUUUCCUCUCAAGGGAGGCACGUGGUUUCUCUUGCCACGUUCGGUGGGUAGGAGGCGUUAAGAUAGUCCAGGGGACAGCAGGGAUCCUCAGCUGUCUGCUGUCACCAUCCUGUCUCUUAAAAGAGCUAGAUGCCUUCCUGAAUAGAAUCUGAAAAUCUUGCUUGUGUUGAAAGGGAGUGAAAGGCAGAUGAAACCCUGACCCUCUAACGUUCUUUCAGUUGUUUCCACCGCAGGACACAUCCGUGUUAAUGUUGAACCCAGUUAGGGAAGCUGAGCACCGUUCUUGUUCCACUUGUCGUCUCACCGGUCAGCUUUCUCCAAGUCUUUUCUAGAGAAUCCUAUUUUUCUUUAAGAACCCGCUUGCCAACAGUCAGUGAACAACGAUGCAUUGGUUGUGGUGCUCCUAGCAAGGACUUCACAUUAGCGAGUCACGCUUAUCUCUGGAUCCCUGCGUUACUCUUAAAUUGCAAAUAAAAGAAUUUGCUGUGGUGUUAGUGUCUUCACUGCAGAGCUGCCCACUCUCCUGCCUUCUGUCCAGACGCUGCAGAAGCCAGUGCCUUGAAUGCGGGACAACCCAGGUCCGGCUGGCCCCAGCCCUGGACAGACGUGCCCCUCUGCACAUUCCAUUCCCCUCCCCUCACGUUCCCUGAAGUUAAAUUCUUGUUGAAUAAUAAGUGAAUGUUUGAAUAUUCAUAUCUGAAUGUUUGAAUGUUCAAUAUUUGAAACCUAGGUGGCAGUUUUUAUUUUAAUAGACCUAAACUGUACUUUUCCCCUGUGUGCUAGGUGACAUUUAGUUUGGUUGCGUUACUUAGGACUGCACUUCAUUUCUCUGCCAACACUGAAAAUGACACAGUCGUGGUUCUGUUGUAGUCGACAUCUUAUUUGUCAGGCAGGCCUUGCCGCAAGUGCCAUGUAGACUUCUUCUAGUCUGAUCCAAGUCAGACCUGAAUGAGACGGGAGGGAGCAGUGUCCGCCCGGAAAUGAACUGCAGUUGCUCGUUUGUUCUGUUGGUUCCUGAGAUUAAAUAAACACCGAUUCACUUGCUUGUA